CUGCGCGCUGGGGGCGGGCAGCAAGGCGAGCUGGAGACCCAAACAGUGAGGGGCUGAUCGGUGUUUGCGGAGGCUCCAGGCGGCCUUUGGCGGCGGUAAUGUCCCCCUGGGCCUGCCUUUAGAGGCUGUACUGUAACCCACACCCUCGGAGACCCCUAAGCACUGUUUGACCGACUCCCAUGGAAAUGGCUCACAUUCGAGACUUCAGUAUCCAGAAUGCCCGCAUGGACCCUGAGGAGCUGUUUACAAAGCAGGAGCGGAUUGGGAAAGGUUCGUUUGGUGAAGUGUACAAAGGAAUAGAGAACAGAAGCAAAGAAGUUGUGGCAAUUAAAAUCAUUGACCUAGAAGAGGCAGAAGAUGAGAUUGAAGACAUCCAACAGGAGAUUACAGUGCUUAGCCAGUGUGAUAGCCCAUAUGUCACAAAGUACUAUGGCUCUUACUUAAAGGGCACCAAGUUGUGGAUAAUCAUGGAAUAUCUGGGUGGGGGCUCUGCAUUAGACUUGCUGAAACCAGGGCCCCUGGAGGAGACUUACAUUGCAACGAUCCUACGGGAAAUACUUAAAGGUUUAGACUAUCUGCACUCAGAACGAAAAAUUCAUCGAGACAUUAAAGCUGCUAACGUAUUACUGUCAGAGCAAGGCGACGUGAAGCUUGCAGACUUCGGGGUAGCCGGGCAAUUAACAGACACACAGAUAAAGAGAAACACGUUUGUAGGAACACCCUUCUGGAUGGCACCAGAGGUCAUCAAGCAGUCUGCGUACGACUUCAAGGCAGAUAUCUGGUCCCUUGGAAUAACUGCAAUUGAAUUAGCAAAAGGAGAACCCCCUAAUUCAGAACUGCAUCCUAUGCGAGUUCUUUUCCUGAUUCCCAAGAACAACCCCCCAACUCUGGAAGGAAACCACAGCAAGCCCUUCAAAGAGUUUGUUGAGGCCUGCUUAAAUAAGGAUCCCAAAUUCAGGCCAACAGCAAAGGAGCUUCUGAAGCACAAAUAUAUCCAACGCUACACGAAAAAAACCUCCUACCUAACAGAAUUGAUCGACCGCUACAAGCGCUGGAAGUCGGAGGGGCAUGGUGAGGAGUCCAGCUCCGAAGAUUCAGACCUGGAAGCUGACGCAGAUGAACGGGAUCAGUGCCCAGUUUGGACGUUCCCCACUGUACGUCCCAGUACGUUAAGCAAGCUUCAGAACGGAAUGCCUGUUCCGACUUCUCAGAAGCCCUUGGAGCCCAUGAAGCGACAGCCAAAAUCAAAGUGCUUGACAACCCUGGUCAACCCCAUGUUCAGAGAGCUACAAGAGAAGCACAAACUCAGCGGUGGGAAUCUGGGUGCCAUUGAAGAGCUGGAGAAUGCGUUUAACCUGGCGGAGGAGUCCUGCCCAGGUAUUUCAGACAAACUGGUAGCGCACAUGGUGGAGCGGGUACGAAGGUAUUCGCUCAGUGGAUCCAGCAAGAACUCAGCACGGUGAAGAUCUCGGCACCUGCAGGGGCUUCCCAAUGCCCUGUGAACCCAGCACCCAACAACACCCCUCCUGCUGCAGUUAGGAAAGCCCGUGGCUACUGAUGCCAGUGCUUCAUGGUCAUGGCGACGAGACUCGAUCACACUGUUGGAUCCGAACUGAAUACCUUUUACUUUUUAAUCACUGCCACCAUGAGGGGUGGCACCAAAUAAGAGGGGUUGAUAUCUUUUUUUGUUUUAAUUAGAAGUUAUAAUAUUUUUACAUUUUCUUUAUAUACAGAGAAGGUGAAUUGAUUGGUGCAUAUCAAACUGUAUUAGUAGAAAUGUACAAUGUGAAAAAGAGACAGUAUCUCUUUUGCUUUCCUGUCUAGGUUUUGUUUCAGAAUUCAGAGGUCAUUUUUUUUUUAAACGAUUUUAAAAAUAAGUACACCGUGUAAUAAGGGUGCAAGUACAUGGAUUAUACACAUUCAGGAUAAAGGGUCCUGAACGGAGGAUAACCUUCCCUGAGCUACUCAUUUUAAGAUGUGGCUACAUUGUGCUGCUAGUGAUUAGGUGAAAGUAGCAAGUGGAGUUGAUGGUGAAGCUUAUUCAGACUUUAAGAUCAGUCAGGCUACACUCUCAAUCCCCUGUGAAGGCAGUCUGGCAAAACAGUAAAAGUGUGUCUUGCCUCUUGGUUCAGGAACCUGUGCCUUUCGGUCACUCACUGGAUCCAUCGGGAGAGGUUUCUCAUCCGUGCAACAUUCUGCGAGAUGGAGCCCUGCACUGAAGAGAGGCUUGCCUGACUCUUAAGCAGCACUGAGUUUCAGUUGGUGGUUCAAGUCAGCAUUUAAAAAGAUUAGCUCAGACUGGCUGGAAGGGAGGAUUUGCAUUCAUACAGAAAGGAUUGAAAAGGGUUUUAUGUAAAGAAAAACACUUGCAUGUAGCUCCAUCAGUGACAAAAGUUCUACUCUUGAAUAUCCCUCAGUCUGAACGAACACUUUCGCCGCCCCCUUCAAUUAAAUGUGAGCCCCCACAUCUUUUUUAAUACUCCCAAUUUACUGAGGCCUGCAGAAGCGAUCUUGUCUCUUUAAAGACCAGUUCCACAAUGCUAAAAGCCGGUGUUGCCUGAAAGGGUGUAGUUCAUACUCCUGUCCACUGGAACAUAGUCGCUUACAUCUGUGAUUAUGCCAAGGCGCGCUCUGUUUGUUUUCCUCCAUCCUGUUGGGUGCAAAGGAUCAAGGUAAUACCUCCAUCCCAGAAUCUCAGUUGCUAGGGGAGAUCUGGCCUGGAGUGUUAAUCAAGCAAAGCCAAUGGACCAGAAUCUAACUCGGAUUGGAUUGUGGAGAAAAUUAACAGUGAAUAUCUGAAACCAGCACUUGGUAUAAUCUGAAACUGCCGCAUUUCCUGACUGCACUGCGUGCUUUAUUGCUGAACAGUUGCCAGUAGCAAUGAGCGACCAGUAGACAGUUAGAAGAAAAUGUGCAUCUCUGUUUAUGGGCAGAUCGAAGAGGUAGAUUCCCAGAAUAUGUUUUACCGUCCCCACCCUCUCCGACUGGUGCAAUCAAUACUCCAGAGAACAGGAAUUCACAAACGUGUUGAAGAAAUGUUGUUUUAAUUCACUUUACAGCAAGUGAGUUGCUGUCGCCAAUGGAUCUCCAUGUUCCAGCAGACAUUGGGAACUGUCUUCAGUCUUUCAACUGAACCACUGUUGGCCAAUGUCUUUAAUGGCAUCGACAUGGACUUUCCUACUGAAUAAACAGGGACAACAUUAGCAGGGUGUGACGAAAUGAACAUUUUUAUCCAUCUAAUCUAAAAGGACAUUUCUUUGCCUCACUUCAUGUAGCUGACAGUAGUUACCAUAAUUUCCUGUAUUCCAUCUUGAUUUGUGUGUUUUCUUUUUCAGAAACUACACAGAUGUUUCAUUGUGCAAAGUAGGAAACCAUUCAGUUUAGAUUCUGUUGUAUAACUUGGGAUCAGUAUUAACUCUGAAUGGAUUCUCUGUAUGGCCUUUAACAGCAAGGCCAGUUACACCAGAUGGUUUUGCUUUUACACCUUACGUUGGGAAGAGAAACACAACGACCGAUGAUACCACCAUGAAAUAUGGACAGCCGAUUGUCCUGCUAGUACAAUGAAAGCCUGACAGAAAUGCCGUGAUGUAGCAUCUAGGAGGAGACAGUAAAAGGGCCAAGUGGAACAAGUGAGAGUUGCAGGUUUUAUUUGAGGGCUUGUAGGGGGAUUAAGUGCAGGAUCUCAACAACCCUUAUACUGAUAACAAUUUUCGGGAGAAAAGACUUUGAACAGUAUUAUCCAAGAAUGGGCAGAGUUAGUAUUAAGAGUAACUGAGAUACCAUUCCUAUAAUGUAAAGGGAAAAAGUGUGCAUAUGUUUGUAAAGGUACAUCCAGACAAAGAACUGACCAGCGUCAAAACAUUCAGGGAUAGCAUUCCCAAGGGAACUCCCACUAUGAUUUAAGUAUAUCCCUAUGAAAUGAUGUGAAGGGCUGUUAGCCAUGUUUCUCUGGGUUUUACCUCCAUCUACAGCUAGGGCUCUGGGGAAAUUGCAACCAGAUGUGUUGUAGAAUUUGGUUUGCUACUGAACACACAAAAAGUGAUUCAACAGAUCAUUUCUUGGCUUCACCUUUCAUCAUGAGCUUCUCCAUCUCUGGGUCGGACACCUACAGUCUGAAGUUCUAAAUUCCGGGUACCUGCACCUCAAUGAGAGAAAAACACACACCAUUGAGGAUUUGAUACACUGUGCCCUCUCGCUGUGUCCCGAAUUGGACCUGCCAUUUGAAUGGAUGAAGAAGUGAACAUAAAGGACUCUAGUUUUUAAACUUCAUAGCCAUGUCAGUGAAACUGGGGAUUGUGUUCCUGUAUGUCCAGUGUUUGUAUACUGCGUGUAUUAACAGUGUACAAGUGCACACCUGGUCCUUGCAACCCAUUUAUUACCUAUUUUAAAGUCCAGUUUAGGUUUGGUUGUAGUUAUUUAUGGUGAAGGAGGGUAUCCGUGCUCUUGGAGCUGCGGAUCGCAUUUUAUAUACAGUGUAAUGGACGAAUAAAAUAUAAGAAUGGAA
Chiloscyllium plagiosum (whitespotted bambooshark) is the source of this 4504-nucleotide messenger RNA. It is a transcript of the gene stk25b, whose product is annotated as serine/threonine kinase 25b. Gene Ontology annotation, cellular component: cytoplasm; Golgi apparatus. Lineage: Eukaryota; Metazoa; Chordata; Chondrichthyes; Orectolobiformes; Hemiscylliidae. Gene Ontology annotation, biological process: protein phosphorylation. The record is from RefSeq and is a predicted model, not a curated record. Gene Ontology annotation, molecular function: ATP binding; protein serine/threonine kinase activity.